CCCUAGCUUUUUACAUCUUCUUCUGGCACUAAAACACGCCAUUUUGACACAGUGAAUAUGUAGCGUCGACAAAACAAGCAAAGUUUUCCAUUUUUUAUCGGUGAGUGAAAAAAUUGAACAACCAUGAAACCAACUGAACCACACCCGCUUCACCGGAAAUUGUCCGGUCCAGCCAUUGGAGGAAUAUGUUUCGGUACCAUAGUGUUUUUGGUUUCUAUGACAGCUCUUGUUUACAAAUGUUACAGACGCCGAGUAAUGGUGAACGCCCAAAAUCGUCUAUCCACCGCCAUAAAGAAAGGACUUCAGGAGAGUACCUCGGGAAGCUUCAGGAAAAGUACUCCCGUCCGUAGCACGGGAAAAGUUAUGAAAUCCAAAGCAACCAGUCCUAUCACACCCCCAAGCUGCGGUGGAGAAUUAGGGGGAUUAGAUCGUAUUCCUAUUGCUGGAUUUUCAACCCCAUCUCGGGAGUGUGGGCAUGGCAAAUCAGAAGUUUAUAUUGAACAUGAAAAAGGAGGCGCGACCCCCGAGAAGGAGGAAUUACUAAAGGAAAAAUACCCCAGUGAGAAGGCCACACAAUUGGGUUCGGUUGAGUUUUCUGUCGAGUAUGAUACUGCUAAACAGGCCCUUAUUGUUAGUAUAGCUAACGCAACCAACCUACCCCCGCGGGAUCCAAAUCUUGGCGGAUGUGACCCCUACAUCAAGCUGCAAUUACUUCCGGAGAAAAAGCACAAGUGUAAAACAAGAGUGCUCAGGAAAACGCUUGAUCCAGUCUACGACGAAACAUUCACAUUCUUUGGAAUCGCGGCCAACCAGUUUUCAGGAAUAACUCUUCAUUUUGUGGUUUUAAGUUUUGAUCGGUUCUCGCGAGAUGAUAUUAUUGGGGAAGUGAUUUAUCCACUAUCUGGUGUUGACCCGGAAGGGAAACAAGUUAAUGUUAUUCGGGAGAUUUCACCACGUCAUUUGAAGUUAAGAAGUCAGGGUAGAGGAGAGUUAUUGGUAUCGUUAUGUUAUCAACCAGCAGCUAACAGACUAGGAGUAGUGGUACUAAAAGCCAGAAAUUUACCCAAGAUGGAUAUAACAGGACUUUCAGAUCCUUACAUUAAAAUAUAUCUGCUGUAUAAUGGUCAACGGAUAGCCAAGAAGAAGACACACGUGAAGAAAAGAACCUUAAAUCCCGUAUUUAAUGAAUCAUUCCUCUUCGAUGUCCCUUAUAAUGAGGGAUUGCAAAACAUCAGUUUGGAGUUCCUCGUUUUGGAUUGGGACCGAAUGACGAAAAACGAAGUAGUGGGGCGUCUGGAGAUAGGCUCAAAAACAGGACCAACAGAAGUGUCACACUGGAACGAGGUUAUAAAUUGCCCAAGAAAGCAAAUUGCAGAAUGGCACAAGCUCAGGGAAUGAGAAACGUAAAUAAUAAAUAAUACAUUUCGUGUUUAAUGAGGAGCUCGGUCUUUCCAUUUUGUUAUGAAAAAUUAAUAGCCACUGUUUUAACUAACAACCUCUGUUUAAAUUAACUGCCGCUGAUUAAAUUAACAGUCUAUGUUUAAAUUAUAAACUGCUGUUUUAACUAACAAACGGCUUCUGUUUAAAUUAACAGCUUUUGUUUAAAUUAACAGCCACCGUUUAAAUUAACAGUCGCUGUUUAAAUUAAUCGCCGCUGUUUUAACUAACAGUCUUUGUUUAAAUUAACGACCCCUGUUUAAAUUAAUUGCCUCUGUUUAAAUUAAUUGCCCCUGUUUGAAUUAACGACCACUGUUUCAAUUAACUGUAUACGCUUAUUAUAAUUAUAAUUGUUUUAUUGAUAUCAAUCAAAGAGAACUUCCCUUCUAAAAGAAAUUUGAUUGAAAUUAAUAACCUUCGAGAAUGAAAACCGUAGAUAGUCUAAAAAAAUUGUGCUUGUUCUAAAAUAGUCUGUGAUGUAAAGGUUUCAAGGUUUUGCCUUAAACAUACAUUUUCGGAUUAUAAGAGUAAUAUAAGAGAUUUUGAAUACUUCUUAUUGUCCUGACCAGGUGUGUAGAGUGAUAUACUCAUUAUCACCCAGUGUCCUUUCGAGGACUCUUGUCUUUUUGGGAAAUUCUAUGAUGAUUUGGUUAUCUGUUAGAUACACGAUUUUAGCUGUUAGUGAAAAACGUGAUCUCGUGCCGGUAGUCAUGUAUGCGAGUGGUUCUUAGAAUAUCACAUGAUAAAUGUCUUAACUGGUUUUGAAACCAAAUAAUUUAUCAUAAAUAGUAGUACAACAGAUGGACACAGCUCACCAAUUAUUCCUACGUCGUCACCAACGAAACAAGGGCCAAAGCUAUUGUUAGGCUUUCUCCACCUUGCUCCUUAUCUCCCUUUUCCAUGGCGAUCUUUGUUGACUUUUUGGUUUAGAAUUGAAGAAAAGGGUUUGAUUAUACAUUUUCAGCCAGGUUUUGGUGCAUAUUCGUGAUUUUGAGGCUUAAGGAUACAAGAGUUAAGAGGUUGGUUGGGUUAAAAUAUAGGGCGGAAUAUUGCAUGUUUAAUUGUCUCUACUUCCAACUUGUGUGUCUCAAGUUUUUCAUGAUGAACCUCAUGCUUUUGGGCAAGAGGUUGUCACAUGUUGCUCCAGCUGUGGUAGAAAAGCGUUCUACCAACGAAAAUUUGGGAAAAAAGUUAGAGCCGGUCUAAGAGACGAGAAUUAGCAUUAACGUCGAUGGGGAAAUCAUUGGUGAUCUGUGGCCAGAUAGCGUGAGAAUAGUACCGCACCCAUUUUAAGAUUAUCUAUGGAGACCAAGUCAUGACAUUAUUUGACUAGACAAGAACGAUACUGCCCACCGAUUGUUAUAUUAUUAUUGUUAUGUAUUGUAGUUAUUAUUAUGUUAUAUUGUAUAUGUUAUAUGCUAUUAAUUGUAUAAGUACUUUAGUAUCGCAAUAUUACUUAAGAACUGACAAAAUUUGUUUUACCGGUUCAAUUAUUAAUCCGUCGUUUAAUAGUAUUUUUGCAUAUUUAAUGAAUAAACUUAUAACAAAUCUAGACGAUUAUCAUUAUCGAUUUUGAUACUAAAGUUAUCGCAGAAAACAAAUGAUAACAAAUCUAGACGAUUACCGAUUUGUAUAUUAAAAUAACUUCAGACAAAAGUGACAAACAAUAAUAGAAAAAAACCCCAUAAAAACAACCCUUAAACAAAAUUAUAUAUAACCGAACGGAACAAAAGAGGAUUAUUAAUAAAGGCCUAUACAUAUUGGGAUUUUUAAAAAAAUGUACCAAUUUAAAGUGAUUACUUCACAAAACAGUACACAGUUGAACAGAAACGAAAUGCUGGGGAUGACCAGAUACGAUGUUGUUUAUGUUAUUACCUUUCCAGAAACAAUAACAGAUUUUUAAGUUGACAAACCCGUUUUCUACCAUUAUAUUUAUAAAAGUGUCAGCUUAAUAUUUGUAAGAGUUAGCUAUGAUAUACGCCUAAACGUGUAGUCAUUCGUGAAGUAGAAAUGCUGUAAUAUAUUACGUCAUAGAUAUAUUAAUGCUUUUAUUUUCUGUACAUAUGUACAGUUAAUUUAAAGCAAAACCCAGAAGUAGGCAUAUAGCCUUCUGAACGUUAUGUAUACGUUACCCACGCAUUUGCACCCACUGUAGAAUUUAGCACACCCAUUUAGCACCCUACCUUAAUUAACUCUCUCUAUAUAGCUGCCCACUACAAGGCCACAAAAUAGUGUACAUAGAUUUUUUGUGUAUAAUACCCUGUUCUAUAUUGUCCUUGUUUGUUUGUAAGUCAUAUGUUAAAACAGUCAUCUACAAGUAUUUUUGGAUCUAUAUCCAUCAAUUGUCACCGAUUUUCGCACGUGCGAAUAUAACGCAUUUUCCUCAGAUUAGUCGAGCCCAUUUAGAUGUUUACGUUUACAUUGAUAUUAACAACAUUUUGAUCUUUAAUUCUUUAGAAAGUUUUGACACUGUGGAAUAAUAUUUUCUGGAAUCUUAAGCCUAGCUUACGUCGCCUAACGACUAACGAAAACUGGGAGCUUAUUUCGCCACGACCCAAUAUUUCCACGAUUGGAUGCAACCAUGAACAACCAGUUGAUCAUAGUCGUAAGCGCGCUCAUGUCGCCCGGCGUCAGUUGCAGAACCGGGGUCACAACUGAUCACAUGACUGCCAUGUGAUAACCUUCAAAAUGUCCUCAUUCCACGUGUCCGCCAUGUUUGUACCGCCCCUGGGUACCACGUGACUAAAUAACCGAAUCGUAUUGGCUGCCUCACCGAGGCGCCGACUCAAGGUAGUUGCAGGCACGCUCAUGUCGCUUGCGACUAGGGACAACUAUUUAUCUCCAGUCGUAGGAGUAGAACAUGUGCGACUCCGAGAAACUGGAGUCGACGGCGACUUACACCAGUCGUAAGAGCGCCCACGUCACACAGGUAGUCAAAACUGAUCAGUUCCACUUGAUCGUAAACCAGUCGCCGAUUUCGAAUCGACGUCAAUUUUGUCGCGUCGUAGGGCGACAUAAGCUAGGUUUUAGAUCGAAAACGUGUAGUUUUAAUAUCCAAUUUUUGUAGCUGACUUAAUCAAAACCAAUUUACGAUAAAACUGGCUUUUGAGUUAUGAAAUCAAAACAUCACCCAUGUCAAACAUAUAUUGAACUAUAUUGUACAUAUGUUGUAUAUAGCAUGUAUAUGUAAUUGUGUUAUUUUGUUGUUGUAUUAAAACAAUAUUUUAAACAAUAUUGAUCUGUGGAAAUAAAAUAUAUUUGUAUCCGGUUUCUAGCAGACGUUCAAUUUUCGAUCAUGGAUUAUAUUUAAUAAAUAUCCAGACCGGAGACAAAUUAGCAGUAACCAAUUUGAUUCUCCAGGGUUUAAUGUUAUUAAUGUAAUUAUUUCCUAUUAAAAAACACAUAAAUUUCUCAUAAUUAAAACGUGGGGAAAAAAUCAACCACAUAAAAUAAUAGUUCUAGAAACCGGAUUCAGACCACUAAGAAAAUGAAAACAAUUAACUGCAGUUGAAAUGACAAACCGUUCAUUGGUGAUUAGUGUACACAUUAAAAUAAGUUUGAUUCAGGAUUUAGAAGUAUAUCUUAUACCAAUGUGUGGUAUCUCAGAACAAUGGUCAGUAGUUUAGUUCAAAAUCUUAGAAAAAAGAACAUUUGGAACUAAAGUCGCAGUUAACACGUGACCGAUGCUUAAAUAUUGAAUAGAUUAGAAUAGUCAUCAAUCCAAAAAGUCACCUGAACAUUGGUAUCUUUUAUUUCUUCAAUAUAAUUUUAGAACAAAACAUCUCGCCCAGAGUGUAAAAUCAUUAAGCCAAUGUCUUGGGCUGUUUAUUUAAGACUCUCAGAAAUUGUCUGAAAUUAAAAACAGAAAAGAAUUGAGAAAAAUAGCGGACUUUUAUCCCGAAUUUUCGUUUUUCUAGAUUACGGGAACUAGACUACAUCAUAUUUAUCAUAUUGUUCAAAUAUCAGUAAUGAUGCAGAAUACAAAAAACCAAAGACCCAGACUUUAUAGUUUCUUAAUAUUUCUAAUAAUUAAUUCCCAGUACUAAUAUCUUAUCAUUUUCCAUUCUGUUUAGGUACGACCAAAAUCUAGACAAGUUUUAACAUAUCGUUUUGUAGUUGUCAAAACAGAUUCGUGUCUAGAACUUACAGCGAAGAAUAUGAUAUUUCUUCGCCUCCUGGAGCACAAAAUGUCAGAGUUUUAAAUAACAUGUCAUGCUCGAAUUCUCUACGCGAGUUAUGAAUCUUAGACAAUUCCUGCUUGUUCUUCGGGGUUGUUAAAUGAGUCGACCAUCUUUGAACUCUUUGUAUAAUGUACCAGAGCUUGGUAUUGAAUUUGUUCUCUUACUUCCCCUAGAAACGGCUUAUUAUUCAUUCAAAGCAAUUCUUUCCUGUAUAGUCCGCCUCUUGUAAAAUACAUUAAUAAUCUUAUCAAGCCGACCAUCUUUUAUUACAUGAACAAUUUGAGUACUAAUAUGAUAUUAGUUCCCUUUAUUGGUUUUUUGAUUUUUUCAUUUAAUGAUAACGAUGGUUUAAAAAAUCUAAUUUAAAAAAACCAAAACAUUUCUCAGUUCUGAAAUGCACUGUAGCUUUGAUAAAUUUGUCAGUGUUAAGCUCGGAAUCUAAAGAGCUGCUUAUACCUUCACAUGUAAAAACACGUGAUAAAUAAAAUAUAUAUUAUUCUUUGA
Molecule: messenger RNA, 6122 nt
Organism: Patella vulgata (common limpet)
Lineage: Eukaryota; Metazoa; Mollusca; Gastropoda; Patellidae
Product: synaptotagmin-11
Exons: 4
Coding region: 124-1398 (424 amino acids)
Biological process (GO): regulation of dopamine secretion; cellular response to calcium ion; regulation of calcium ion-dependent exocytosis
Cellular component (GO): membrane; synapse; axon
Molecular function (GO): SNARE binding; phosphatidylserine binding; calcium ion binding
Source: RefSeq, a predicted model, not a curated record